This is a messenger RNA of Suillus bovinus, 949 nucleotides long. RefSeq names its product Diphthine synthase. The coding region runs from base 1 to 894 and encodes 297 amino acids. Gene Ontology annotation, molecular function: diphthine synthase activity. The transcript has 4 exons. Gene Ontology annotation, biological process: protein histidyl modification to diphthamide. The record is from RefSeq and is a predicted model, not a curated record. Lineage: Eukaryota; Fungi; Basidiomycota; Agaricomycetes; Boletales; Suillaceae.
AUGUUCUACGUGAUUGGUCUUGGACUGUGCGACGAGAAAGACAUCACAGUCCGUGGACUAGAAGCAGUCAAAUCCUGCUCUCGAGUCUACUUGGAAGCCUACACGUCCAUCUUGAUGGUGAAUAAGGACCGCCUCGAAGCCUUCUAUGGCAAGUCACUUAUCCUUGCAGAUCGCGACAUGGUAGAGCUCGAGAGCGAUGAAAUCUUACGCGAUGCAGCCACUGAAAAUGUUGCAUUUCUCGUCGUUGGUGAUCCAUUUGGUGCGACGACGCACACGGAUUUACUGCUACGAGCUCGCGACCUGCAGAUCCCUACUCAAAUCAUCCAUAAUGCAUCUAUCAUCAACGCAGCGGGAUGCUCGGGGCUUCAGCUCUACAAUUUUGGGCAGACAGUAUCUCUCGUCUUCUUUACAGACACAUGGAAACCAGACUCGUUCUACGACCGCAUCGCAGAGAACGCCAGAUUGGGGCUGCAUACCCUGGUACUUCUUGACAUCAAGGUAAAGGAACAAAGCGAAGAAAAUCUAGCAAGAGGAAGAAAAAUAUACGAACCGCCACGAUACAUGUCCAUUCCUAUAGCUGUGAACCAACUUCUCGAAAUCGAAAGCAUCAGAAAAGAAGGCAUCCUCGAUGGCGAUUCGACACUAGCUAUUGCACUAUCGCGUGUGGGAAGCAUACCCUCCAGCGAAGGAUUGACAGAUGAUGAUGGCGGCACUCAACGUAUCGUCGCAGGUACUCUCUCGGAUUUGCAAGCCCAACCAGAGUCUGUGUUUGGAAAACCACUUCACAGCCUCAUCAUCGCUGGCAAGAAGUUGCAUGAAUUAGAGGCAAUUUAUGCAGGGGCCUUUGCUGUCAACAAGGACAACUGGAAUCGGAUCGCAAAACAAAUAUCUUAGGUCAAAAAUAGUAAUAGGCAAUUUCACAUUAUAACGCGCGUCUCAUCUGACUUCG